This is a messenger RNA of Anthonomus grandis grandis, 1438 nucleotides long. Its product is annotated as 2-oxoglutarate and iron-dependent oxygenase domain-containing protein 3-like. Lineage: Eukaryota; Metazoa; Arthropoda; Insecta; Coleoptera; Curculionidae. The record is from RefSeq and is a predicted model, not a curated record. Gene Ontology annotation, molecular function: oxidoreductase activity, acting on paired donors, with incorporation or reduction of molecular oxygen; iron ion binding; L-ascorbic acid binding. Gene Ontology annotation, cellular component: membrane. The transcript has 7 exons. The coding region runs from base 414 to 1403 and encodes 329 amino acids.
CAUAAAAAAGAAACCCUCGCCAUAGUAUAAACCGUAAUAGGGGGCACUGUAAUUGUUUGAAUGGCCUAAUUGCUCAUACUACGUCUUCCUGGAGUGCUGUGGAACACAAACAAACCAUGACCUAACCUAACUUUUCUAAUUGACAAGAAAUUGCAUUUGAUGUUUUUAGAGAUUUUUCGAUAGGAUUUUCAUUAUCGAAUUUAGGCGUAUUUAAUUGUUUUUAUCAAGUAUUACUAUUUGUCUCCCUUACGGUCCAAAAACAUGUGUCUGCUGACAACUUUGGGUAUAUAAUUAGAUACAGGGCAAAGAGUAUUGAUUUUAAGCAGUAUUGAUCUUAUGAAUAAGGAAAAUCAGGGGACAUUUUCCAAAAAGACGCUUUAUUAGAUAUUGUAGGAUCUUUAUACUGCAAAAUUAUGGCACAAGAUGUAAAAUAUAAGAAGAAACAAGAAGCUAAAUUGCAAAACACUUCCAGUAAAAAUGAAGAUGAUGCCUCAAAACCAGUUCCUUUAAGAUAUGGUCCUUUGCCAAAGUUAAAAGGCCAAAGAAUAUUCAGCCGAAUCGUGGUAGUCAUCAGCGUCCUAACUUACGCUUGGUUCUUCUCCCCUACACAAAAUAACAAGAAAGAAACCGCUUUAGCGCUUCAAGGCUAUGUCUAUCAAAGCAGAGGACAGUCUGUUAAGUGUGAUCGGGCAUACUUAGAGGACAUAAACAAAUAUCCCGGAUGUAUCCCAAAGAAAUGUGCCAGGAUGAUUAAUGAUGAAAUUGUUACUCAGUCAGAAGCAGAUAUACUUUUAUGGUUCGCUAAAAGAGCAAUGUCAUUCGCCAAGCCAAAAGGUGGAGUAACUAUUAUGGACCUCCACUCGGGAGCCUUAACCUAUGAGGAUUCUUUCAUCAACAUCUAUAAGACUUCAGAGCAAGGAUUUGUUACAACAAGAGACCUCUUCAUCUACAGAGAUGUCAGAAAUAAAAUCCAAAAAUCCAUUGCCCUUGCAUUUAACCUGGAUGUUACCAAGUUAUACUUAACACAUCCCACCUUCUUUUCGAGGAUGACUAAUAAAGAACCCCAAAAUAUUCAUGAUGAAUAUUGGCAUCCUCAUGUGGAUAAGGACACUUACGAUUCGUUUCACUAUACAUCGCUGCUGUACCUCAGCGAUCAUAAUAUUGAUUUUGUGGGAGGCAGAUUUAUUUAUCAAGACAAUUUGCAAAAUCCCAAAGAAAAUGUUACGGUAGAACCGAGGAAGGGACGGGUGUCGUUUUUCACGUCAGGCGCAGAAAACCCACAUUUUGUGGAAAGGGUCACAGAGGGAGAGAGAUAUGCAAUUACAAUAUCAUUUACUUGUGAUGAAACUAAAAAAAUUGCGGAUCCUUUUGACGCAGUUCAGCACGCUCAUCCGGUCCAUUAAAGAUGUAAUAAAUGUCUGUAUAUUUGUGAAAAUAA